AAGUUGCAUCGUUACAUACUGUCCGAGGUGACUCUUGAGCGUACGUUCGUCGUGGAGAGCGAGCGCUACAUACUAGUACUACUAAUACCCCUUGACUUGAUCGUCGGGGGGCUCGCAACGUGAGCUUUGUUGCUGUUGGUUGUCACUGUACUUUCGAAUGCGGCGUACCGUGUACUAAGGUCAACGUUUGUCAUCCAGCUGCCACUGUCCACAUUGGCCAUUCUGCGAAAGGCGACUGGCGCUACGUACUUCACGUCGUACUAGUAGUCUGGUAAGCCAUGAACGGCACACGACGUAGACGGCACUCUGCCGUCACCCGCGGCGUCGACGCGCCUCGCCCGCAGACGUGUCAGUCCCAGCGCAUCGUCGUGUGUGGUGGCGGCAUCGUCGGCCUCACCACGUGCUACUUCCUUGCCAAGCAAGGCCAUGAAGUCGUGUGCAUCGAGAAGGAGGCGCACGUCGGGGACGGCGGCAUGUUCCACGACCCGACGCUGUACAGCUCGUGGGCAGACCUGUCGCUGCUGUACCGAAAGCACAUGACGACAAGCAAAACCAAAAAGAACGCGAAACCGUUUGACGUGUCGGCGGCGGCAUGGCUUGAUCCAGCGUUCUGGGCAUGGGGACUCAAGUACAUGACGAGCGCGACGGCGCGCAAAGCCAAGGACAACGCGCGCAAGUGCCGCGACCUGUGCAACUACAGCGAGCGCAUGUUGGUCGAGGUCCUACGCAAGCAUCCCGAGCUCGAAGACCACAUGGACCGCGUCGCCACGGGGACGUUGGAGCUGUUUGCGACGGCGGCGGACAAGGACGACGCAUGGCAGGCCGACCGGAUCAAGCAAUGCGUCCACGAGUUCCAGUACCCGCUGCAUCCUGUGGACACCGCCGAAGCCGCCGCGAUCGACCCCGCGAUCCUUCCGACGGCCAUGGCGGGCGGCGCUCUCUUCUCGCCCCUCGGGACCAACGGCGACGUGAGCCGCACGUGCGACGCCAUGGUCCAUCUCUGCCGACAAGCCGGCGUAAUGUUCCGCCUCAACACCGAGAUCGACGACCUCCUGGUCGUGGACAACCGCAUCGUGGCCAUUCAGACCAAGUCGCACGAACUCAUCGAAGGCGACAGCUUCGUCUUGGCUCUCGGCAACGAUACCCCCAACUUGGCCACCCUCGUCGGUGUCAAGCUGUACAUGUAUCCUGUUAAGGGAUAUGUGCUCACCGUGGGCCGCCACGACCAGUUCCCACCUCUAAGGUGUAACGUGUACUCGUCGCAUCAUGGAGGCGCGGUGGUGUCUCCAUUGAUGGACGGCAGCAUUCGCAUCUGCGGCGGUGCCGAGUUUGCCGGCAAGUCGUCCAAGACCAAACCCAUGGACCCGAAGCGUGUGGCGGGACUGCUCCAUCAUGCCAAAGCCAUGUUUCCGACAGGGUACUUGGACGAGUCCAAGGUCGACACGCACGUGUGUCUGCGUCCCGUGAGUGCGGACGACGUGCCGAUGAUCGGCCAGACCACCGUCGACAACUUGUUUGUCAACUGUGGCCACGGAGCCAAGGGGUGGACGCAAGCAUUUGGCGCCGCCGCGCUCCUAGCCGACGACAUCAGCGGCAAGAUCCCAGCCAUCAACAUGGACCAGUACUCUCCGCACCGAUUCGGCAUCCUUCGUUGAUAGCAUGCUUGCUCUCCACACUUGCCAUUCACAUCAAGGCGCGAGUCCUACGUCAAACGCCCUAUAUCUAUGACGCUCGCUUCCAACAAGGGACGUUCCAAGGAAGGUUAUUGUGCUCCAAGCACCCCAACAGUCCACACAACUGUACUGUACAAGGAAAGGUCAGGGUACCAAAUAACGACUUGUAGCAGAUAAGUUAAGAGACCAUUCACGGGAAGUGAACGAUGUAUCUAAAACAACCCAAAGCGACACGGCGAGUACGUUUCAAUGUUGAGCUCGGGCGUGCGGCCGCUGAUUUGGUCGGCGAGGAUCGCCGCGGACCCAAACGAAAGGCUCCAUCCCUUGGACCCGUGGCCAGAAUUGACAAAUAAGUUGUCGACGGUGGUCUGGCCGAUCAACGGCACGUCGUCCGCACUCACGGGACGCAGACACACGUGCGUGUCGACCUUGGACUCGUCCAAGUACCCGUCCGGGAACACCGCCUUGGCCUGCUUCAGUAGCCACGCCACGCGCUUCGGGUCGCUCUUGUAGUUGAAGCCGGCAAAGUCGGCGCCGCCGCUGAUGCGGAUGCCGUUGUCGCGUAGGGGCGACACGAGGGCGUUGCCGCCAGCAUAAAUAUUGCACUUGAGGUGCGGAAACUCGGCGUGCCGCGGCACGGUCAGCACGUACCCCUGGAAAGCAUGAUACAGUUACAAAACAGUACAGUUACAGAAUGAUACAGUUACAGAAUGUUUGUACAGUUUCAGAA
This is a messenger RNA of Aphanomyces astaci, 2403 nucleotides long. RefSeq lists its product as hypothetical. NCBI's taxonomy places the organism in Eukaryota, Oomycota, Saprolegniomycetes, Saprolegniales, Verrucalvaceae. The transcript is spliced from 2 exons. Gene Ontology annotation, cellular component: cytoplasm. The coding region runs from base 279 to 1655 and encodes 458 amino acids. Gene Ontology annotation, molecular function: oxidoreductase activity. The record is from RefSeq and is a predicted model, not a curated record.